AUGUACACUGGGAAAGAAGAUCCCUUAUCCCACCUCAAGUAUUUCGAAAUGCAAAUGGACCUGCAAGGAGCACGAGGAGAUGUAUGCUGCAGAGUUUUUCCUGCCACCCUCUCAGAGGCCGCUCAAAAAUGGUAUUUCAAGUUGGUGCUUGAAAAGUUCAACUCAUGGAAGGCUUUCUCCUCGGAGUUCCAUGCACAACUCUCCUCUUCUUUCCAGCUUCCGUUGCACCUAGGAGCUCAAGUCAAAGUGAAGAAAAGACCAGGAGAAUCUCUCCGAGCCUACAUCAGCAGAUUCAUGAUGGAGGCAACUAAGGUUGCACGGGUGACCGAAGACGACAAGUUGUCCGCGAUACUGGGGGGCAUUGAAGUUAUUGGUGAACUUUCGAAGGAUAUCAAGAAGAACGGACAAGUAGAUUCAAUGAGUGACUUCCUUGACCGCACAGAAGGUUUUAUUAAGCUUGAAGAAGCCAUUCAGCGGGCAGAAGUUGAGCAAAAACCUGGCUGGCCAAAAGCUUCCUCUGCUGAGACAUCCGUCCAGCUCCCCCAAUACCCAAGAAAUUCAAGCUCGGGUGGUAAACGGUCCAACAACAAAAAUAGGCAAGGAAAUGGGAAAAAGGGAAAGUUCACUGGCAAGACCGAACAAACUCCCAGGGAGAAUCCUACCAAGUUUAUUGCAUUUACCAUCUUGACAGAAGAUAUAGAAAGUGUGUAUAUGGCUACUAAUCGUUAG
This is a messenger RNA of Cannabis sativa, 729 nucleotides long. RefSeq lists its product as uncharacterized. The coding region runs from base 1 to 729 and encodes 242 amino acids. NCBI's taxonomy places the organism in Eukaryota, Viridiplantae, Streptophyta, Magnoliopsida, Rosales, Cannabaceae. The transcript has a single exon. The record is from RefSeq and is a predicted model, not a curated record.